GCUCAGAAACCAGCCACCAUGGGGAGUUAAGGGGGCAGUCGACGGGUCAUUUUCGUUAAUAUUUAAUAUCAGAAAGCUUUCCAUAUGCUGCGUUUUGGAGCACACAGUUCGCGCCAGUAUCCCCAAUGCAGCGGAUUACGGGGAUCGGGCUUUCAGAGACGGGUGAAUUGUUUGCCAGCAAAAUCAUUGCCAGAGGGGAAGAUCUGACCUCUGCUUUGUGCAAUCAGAGACAUGAGUGUUGUCAGAGAAUUACAUGGGAUUGGGUACAGGGGCGGUGGUGGGGUUGUGGCCUCUCUGAGCGGCCCUACCCACUUUACAGAGGAUGCUCCACGACCCCCAGUUCCUGGUGAGGAGGGAUCUGAUGUGGACCACCCUGUCCAGUCAGCCAACACCCGUCCAAACACCCUUUCCCAAACCCUCGGCUAUCCCCCGUCAUCUUCGUCAUCUAAAAUGGGGGAUCCAUCAAGCUACACACCCUCCUCGUCAUCUGCAACCCCACGGCGGCCAGAUCUGGACCUGGGGUAUGAACCUGAGGGCUCAGCUUCACCAACUCCACCUUACCUGAAGUGGGCAGAGUCGCUUCACUCUCUCUUAGACGACCAAGAAGGCAUCCAGCUGUUCCGCAACUUCCUGUGCCAGGAAGGGUGUGCAGACCUUCUCGACUUCUGGUUUGCUUGCUCGGGGUUCAGGAAGACCAGCCAGGAGAAGAGGGCAAAGCUGGCCAAGGCCAUCUACAGGAAGUACAUUGUAGACGGAAGUGGGAUUGUCUCCAGGCAGAUCAAAACAGCCACCAAGAGCUUCAUCAGAGACUGUGUUGGGAGGCCGCAUCCAGACCCUGCAAUGUUUGAACAGGCCCAGACAGAGAUCCAGGGCAUGAUGGAGGAGAACACAUACCCUUUGUUCCUGAAGUCAGAUCUGUACCUGGAGUACACGCGGACAGGUGGAGAGAGCCCCAAGCCUAACCCCAGUGAUCAGAGCCCUUCAUCGGGGCCAGCCAAACCUGUGCCUGGGUACUUACCCACACUCGCUGAGGAUGAGGAGUGGAGGUGUGGAGGAGGAGGAGUGAGGGAGGUAGAGGAAGAGAAGGAUGAGGAGGAGUGUGGAGACACACCAGCUGGUAGGCUGACUCACAGCCUGCUGAUGCAGACAGCACCGCAGAGAUCCUCGGCCAGCAGGAGGAGGCCGGAUAGCAGGGAGUACAGGCCAUGGAGGGAGCCGGUAAACCCAUACUACGCAAACAUGGGCUACGCUCGUGCUCCAGCAACCAGUGCCAAUGACAGUGAGCAACAGAGCAUGUCGAGCGAUGCAGACACACUGUCACUGACCGACAGCAGUGUAGAUGGUAUUCCUCCAUACAGAUAUCGGAAGCAGCAUCGUAAGGAGAUGCAUGAAAGUGCCAAAGCCAAUGGACGCGUGCCCCUACCUCAUAUACCUCGCACGUACCGCAUGCCAAAGGACAUCCACGUAGAACCUGAGAGGUUUGCAGCGGAGCUAAUCAGCAGGCUGGAGACAGUUCUCAGAGAGAGAGAGGCUCAGGAAAGACUCGAAGAGAGGCUGAAGAGAGUACGACUGGAAGAAGAGGGUGAUGAUGCUGAUAUCUCCGUGACAACCUCCAUGUCUUCUCAUAGCAUACCACUCCCCCUCCCCUCAUCGUUUCCACCUCUUUACGGCGCCCGCUAUUCAGAGACCACUGCUAACACGGCAACAGUCGCCACUUACGGUGGCCUGGUUGCCAUGGAGGAUUCCCAUGACGACGACCCGGAAUCUAUUUUGGAUGAGCACGUACAGCGCGUGAUGAAAACGCCAGGCUGCCAAUCGCCAGGGGCAACCAACAGCACCUUAGGAGGAGGGGGUCGACACACUCCUCCCAAAUCAUCACGUUCACCUGACGGGGGGAUUGGACCGCCUCACUACCCCCCACACCGAGGGGGAGGUCACAGUCUUCCUCCUGCGGGGGUCAAAGGUAUGCAUCACCACAAGCAGCUGUAUCACCACCGAGGAAGAGAAGGGCAGGAGGAGGUGGGCUCUAGGUCUCAGGCCAACUUCAUGUGGAACGGAGACCCGGCAAACCAGUACGCAGGGAGAAGUCGUAACUACGCCGACGGGGCUGGAGCCAGCACACUUGAGGGCAUGGGUUACAGUAGUAAAGGUAGCACGCUAUCACGGCGAGGGUGUAAGAAGACAUCAGAGACGUCAGGCAAAGGGGAUGAGAGUGGGCGUGGCGUGGAGGGCCAGGUACCACUGGAGGAUCUGGAGAGAAACCAGAAGAUCCUACAGUGGAUGAUGGAGGGAGACAGACAAAGAAAGACCUCACAUGGCGGCAGCACCAGUAGCUCCAGGAGGACGGGAACCAGCAGCGAGUCACCGCGUCCUACAUCAGUGGAGCGGCCCGGAGCCGUGCACCCCUGGGUCUCUGCCCAGCUGCGGAACAACCCCUCCUCAGUGUCCCCCGCCAUCCCCUGCUCGUCGUCCACCCAGGUCCAGCCCUCGCACCCUUUCAUCCAGGACCCAGCUAUGCCUCCAAACCCAGCUCCCAACCCCCUCACCCAGCUAGAGGAGGCUAGGAGGAGACUGGAGGAGGAGAGAAGGAGGAACGCACUACAGCAGGCCAAGCAGAGGCACAAGUCCGGUAAGCGCCAAGCGUGUGAGAACAUGACGGUCGCUUACUACUUUUGUGGAGAACCAAUCCCAUACCGAACAUCGGUUAAAGGCCGCGUGGUGACUUUGGGCCAGUUCAAGGAGCUGCUUACCAAAAAGGGCCAUUACAGGUUCUACUUUAAGAAAGUGAGCGACGAGUUUGACUGUGGUGUAGUGUUCGAAGAGGUUCGUGACGAUGACGCCAUCUUGCCCAUCUUUGAGGAGAAGAUCAUCGGGAAGGUGGAGAAGGUUGACUGAAAUUUGGGAACAGGAAGACGACACAGAAUUGGGGGGAAAAAAAGAUCAUUUGAACAAGGAGGAAGAGAACAUUGGGGUUGGAUAGAAAUUCAGCUGCGGGAAAACGAACAAAAGAAAGUGGAAAGAUGGAAGGAGCGAUGUGUGACAGAAGGGAGGUUGCGCUGCAUGGCAGAAGGUCGAGUAUUACGGAGGUGGUUGUUUUUAUGGACUACCUGGAUGUCGGCGUCAUGCCAGGAUCAAACCCACAUAAAGCGAAGAAGCUUGGCCAGCGCGGAGGAAAGGAACAUAAAUUAUUUCACCUGUCUUGUCUCCACUGUGGAUAUUCGAGGAGCGCUGUUAAAAUCUGAUGUCUGACCAGUCUUCCACUUCCACUGCGAUGGAUGGAAAAGGGUGAGGGGGGACUGCUGGAAGGAGAGAGGACAAAGUAGUCUUCCACUUCUGCUCUGGAGGAGUCUGUCCUCCGCAGACCAUUACGAUGCUGCUACAUUACCACGGAAACUCUUCAAUCGGUGCUCGGGACAUUAAAGAAAGCAGUUUUGUUCCAUUCGGGAGUCUCGCUGCCUUUUGCUGUCUCUGUUCCUCAUCAGCUGGUGACAAGGGGAGAGGACAGAGGAUUUGGGGGAGUGGAACUUUAGCCUGCUUCUCCUCUCGUUGACUUCAUAGCCUCAAAACAGAAACUUUCUCACCCGUUGAUUCCUAGAUGUCAUGUAGUGAUCUCUCACAUCAACAUGUUCAGAAGACAGUUCUCUACAUAACUUGUUUACCAAAGCUACAUAUUUUUGAUAAGACAAGUAUCCUAGCUACUUGUUUCAUUUUAUUUGAAUUGUGUAUGUACAAGGCAGGUACUAUUACUUAUUAAUGCAGCCUAAUUUCGUUAUAUCUCAACUUAAUGUUGUAUUAUUGUGUAUGUUUUGAAGCUAGUUCAUUAGUCAUUUCAGGGCAGCCUUUUCGUUUGUCUCCCCCCCCCCCCCCCCCCUCCUCCCAUAAUGCAUCCCUGCACCUCAGUUCUGUACUGUUUACCUUUGAGUGUGUAGUUCUGUUAUUCUGCGCCAUGCAUUGUAAUUACAGGCUUUUUUUUUUCCCCCCAUCCUCAGAAAUGAUCAUGAAAAGGCGCAGUGCACACUAAAGGUCUUUGACCACAGUAUCUGUUGUUUUUAACAGGUCACACCUCACGUAACGUCAUAUUUUUCUGCUACACUGAGAACUCAGUCUAGGUGCCUGCCUGCCCGGCCAGUGCCAUUAUUACUAUCUACAAUGCUUAUUCUGAAGCGCGUUGGUGAGCGUGAAAGCCUGUGUCAUGUACGCCUGAACUCAGCCAAAGAGCAUAUCGUGCGUCCCGUAUGCCUACACGCGUGUGUCUGUGCUGUCCGAGUCCACAAGCAUGAAAUGUACUUUUUUUUCAUCACAAGCAGAAGGGAAUCUUCUUCCUCUUGCAGAUUCCCAAACUCUAUACAUUGUAGCUUAACACUGAGUUCAAAAUCUGCAGUUUACCUUCAGAGAAUAGUAUGACAUUUUGGGAAUUGUUUCCUAUCUUUGCCAAAAGUUAGGUGACAACAUUGAUGCAUUUCUUAUGUCUUUACAGUAAAUAUAAAGCUGCAGCCAGCACUUGGUUAUCUAAGCUUAGCAUAAAGAAAAGAGAAAAUGUUAGCCUGCCUUUUUAUACAGACUAAACAAACUAAAGCUGCAACGACGGUUUAUUUCUAUUUAUUAAUCUGCCAAUUAACACAACUAAUUUAUUGGUAUAUAAAUUAUAAUCUGAGAUUUCUAUAAAUUGCUUGCAUUGUCCAAACAGCAGUUAAAAAGGCAGAUAUUUGCUUUACUUUAAAAAUAAUUUUAAAAAAGCAGCAAUGUCUGCACAAUUCAGAAACUGGAACUGGAGAAUAUUUGCCAUUUCUGUUUGAAAAAUAGUUAAUAACCAAAAUUGUUACAAGUUGGGUUUUUUUUGUCAAUUUAGGGUUCCGCGUUAAUGUUUUUAUUUUCGCUUGCCUAGUCAUAGAUCAGAAAUCUACUCACCCAAAGCCACUUUUACUUGCCCUUACAUAUUUUUUAAAUAUAUUUGCAGUUAUCAGAUAACAAAAAUGUAAGUUAAUUGUCAAGAAAAAUGGCCCUGUUAAAUCGGCGUUGCUCUCAAAUUUAGGGAUAAGUGUGCAAUACAUAAUAGGUUUUAGUUUUACUCACAUCCUCUAAUGCUACUCAAACUUCUGUUUACAGGAAAAUUGAAACGCUCGCUUGCGCUUGAGGUCAAAAACUUUGUCUUUACCUUGCUAUUUUUGCGCAGGUGCCUGAUUGGUACUGGGCAUGUGUAACUCUCAACAGAGACAAAAAGUAAGUGAGAAGACUCACUUCUUGUCUACUUCCACCAUCAGCUCCAGACAAAACAAAGUGUUUCAUUUAUUAUUUUACACUACCCAAUCGGGCGAGCGAGAUGCUAGAUUUCCUGAUCUGACGUGGAAUUUGACCUGACCCAAUCAAUCACGUAACCUUAUUGUCAAGCCUUGAAAUUUUCUAAGAAGCUGAUUUAACUUUCAGCUAUAAAACACACUAAAUGUGAAAGUUGAGCCUUCAAGGUGCUGGUUUGUGGGAUUUGUUAAUUUUGGACAGAACCAGGCUAGCUGUUUGGCUCUGUUUCCAGUCUUUAUGCUAAGCUAACUGGCUGUCACUUCAAACAUCAGAGUUGUAUCAGUGUAAAUCAGUGUGAAAUGAGCAUAUUUUCCCAAAUGUCAAACUAUUCCUUCAGACUUCAUAUCAACAGUACAGUACUGCAGUAAGGCCUUGAGGCCAGAAUAUCAUAAAGCAGCGUGCAGACAGUGCACUGACCACACACCAGCUAUGUAAGCUGAAUGUAAUUUGACUUUUUUACCUUUUUACCCACUAUGGGAAUCCCUUCAUUGCUCCUGUCAUCAAGUCUGUCUUCAGUAUUGAUCUCAAGCUGUUGGCCUGACUGUUGUGUGUUAUCUAUGCUGGUAGUUAAUUGAAUGUGUUCAUCAAAAAAGAGGUCCUUCCGUAUGUUUCGCAGGAAUGUCAAAUACAAUUUGUCCUGGGUUUCUGCCCAGCAAGGGAAACAUAGGAUCCUGAAACAUUUGUCCUCACUUCAACCCAUUAUGCCUUCAGUAUGAAAUUUUAAAUUUAGAUAUGUAUUUGUUUAUUAAAAAAAAUGUAAUUUUAAUAAUCACCAAGCAUGUUCUUUAUAAGGAAUGUUUUCCUGAUGAGUUGAAUUAUCUAUUUUGUUUUAAUGUUAUGUGCGAACUGCUACGGCCCUCUGACAUAUUUUAUCUGUUUUGUUAGAAAGAUCGCCCAGGGACAGUUGAAUGAGUUGUUUCUUGUGAUUGUGAUUCAAUGGACAAAACAAACAACUUGCGUCUGUUGUGUUGUCAAUUUGUGUGAAACACAGUGCCUUUAUCAUGUUAUCUUUGGAAAUAUCUUUAUUGAACCAAUCCAUGCUUUUAAUGUAAGAUUUUAUUUUAAGUCAGUCCCGUUGUAUUUUUAGCUGCAGUCAUGCUUGCUCACUUCUGUUCUGAUAGAUCCUCUGCUGUAAAUAUGUACAUUAUCAUUUCAUAUGUGUCUUCAGACCCGCACCACGUCCAUGGUGUUUCUGUUUUUCAAAGGUAAACGCCAAGAUGUCACUGUGCUGGUUCCACUUGUACAUUUCUUUUAAAAAGGUACUUCAUAAUAAAGAUGUUGAAUAAA
This is a messenger RNA of Plectropomus leopardus (leopard coralgrouper), 6582 nucleotides long. Its product is annotated as axin-1-like. NCBI's taxonomy places the organism in Eukaryota, Metazoa, Chordata, Actinopteri, Perciformes, Serranidae. Gene Ontology annotation, biological process: positive regulation of proteasomal ubiquitin-dependent protein catabolic process; cell development; negative regulation of canonical Wnt signaling pathway. The record is from RefSeq and is a predicted model, not a curated record. Gene Ontology annotation, cellular component: nucleus; beta-catenin destruction complex; plasma membrane. Gene Ontology annotation, molecular function: identical protein binding; molecular adaptor activity; beta-catenin binding.